Molecule: messenger RNA, 1188 nt
Organism: Emiliania huxleyi CCMP1516
Lineage: Eukaryota; Haptophyta; Isochrysidales; Noelaerhabdaceae
Exons: 6
Coding region: 1-1188 (395 amino acids)
Molecular function (GO): 4-hydroxyproline epimerase activity
Source: RefSeq, a predicted model, not a curated record
AUGAUCGCCGACAUCGAGCUGCUUCCUGAUGCCAGCAACGAGCUGAAGCAGGCCAUCAAAACAGCCGUCUCAGGCACGGGCCUUUCCCACACCGUGCAUGCCCACGGAGCAACGGUGAAGGGGCAGGCAGAGGCCGUGUGGACUGCGGCGCGCGCUGCGUUCGACGCAUGCAUCGCCGCCGGUGCAUCCACGGAGACGGUGCUCCUCAAGAUGCGCUGCGGCGAUGGUGAAAAUGGAGCAGCCGCCUCGGCAGUCAAAACCACCGCCUCCGCUGCCGCCACAGCAAUGGUCCCGCAGCGCCCAAGCCCAUUCGGCAGCGGUGUGCGCAAGCUCCAAGUCGUCGACUGCCACUGCGGUGGCGAACCGGCGCGCGUCAUCGUCGGUGGCAUGCCGCACGUCCACGGCGCUUCCAUGGUGGAGGACUUCGACCACUACCGCGCUCUCUUGCUGCACGAGCCGCGCGGCUACCCGUGUCAGAACGCCGACUUUAUUCCGCUGCAUUCCGCCGCGUUUGCUCUACUCGUGUUCUCUCGGCCUCCGACACGGCCAGAGGCGGCGUUCGGCGUGGUGGUGGCGGAGCAGGGGAAGAUCUACCCUGCCAUGUCGGGCCACAACGUGAUCUGCGUCGCCACUGCCCUCCUCGAGACUGGGAUGGCUGGGCUGGUGCAAGUCAAGGCGCAGUGCGAGCACGGCAAGGCGACGCAGGUCGAGCUGCGCAACGCGCCCGCCUUCUGCCGCCCUUGCGACAUGGGCGUCGAAGUCGACGUGCCGCUCGGCGUGGGCAAGGUGACCGUCGACAUUGCGUACGGCGGCAUGUUUUACGUCAUCGUCGACGCCGCUUCGGCCUGCGCUCCUCGCUGCCGCGAGCUGCGGUGGGACGACCCGGCGACGCACACCGGCAUGCUCGACCGGUCUCCCUGCGGCACCGGCACGUGCGCCAUCAUGGCCGCGCUGCAUGCGCGCGGCGAGCUGCGGGUCGGCGAGCCUUUCGAGCACUCGUCCAUCCUCGGCACCAAAUUCAUCGGCCGGCUGCACGAGGAGGUUGUGGUGGGGGGCGGGGGAACCGAGCCGGUGCGGGCGGUGGUGCCGACCAUCUCGGGGCGGGCGUGGAUCACGCAGCACGCGACGGUGGUCUGCGACCCUUCCGACCCCUUCCCAGAGGGCUACAAGGUUGGCGACAUCUGGUAG